AUGCAACUGCAAUCACUACAAUCUAAUUAAAUCCCCUAGCUCUCUUAGUCCACACCUCAAACCAAUUUAGACUAAAAUCAUAAGAGUUCUUCGUAAAGAUCUCCACACACUAACCGCUAGAAUAAGCUAUCUCCAAAAGGACAAGAGAAUUCAUAGAGAAAUAAGAUGCCAAAUCAUGUGGCUAGCAAAUAUAGUAUUCUCGAUAGAGAAGAAAGAGAUCUUAUUAAUCAAGCAGCCAAUCUAAGCAAAGAGGAAAUAUGGGAGCGACUUGAAUAAAAGCGCUUCAAUUAACUUAAGAAGGCUGCUGUCAAUCUACAAGGUGACAUGAUUUUCAACCAGAGAUGCCCUAAAUGCACUCUCUAACCCCCUUGCAAGCAUUACCAAUCAUCAGAGCAAAUAAUAUAAGAAGGGACUCAUUUAAUUCAGCAGUAGUAAUUCAGGCAGCAUCUCUCGCCUAAAAAACGAGAGGUCAUUCUCAAAACUCUUAGAGACCAGCAAAGAGCAAACUAAAUGCUUUUGCAAAACAGCCAGGAGGUGAUUAUGAAUCAAGUAAAUUAAAGCUAAAUAUCUACUCAUUCUAAAUAAACCUUGCAGAUGAAUGAAAAUGAUCCACAUAUGUCAAGCUUCAAUAACUAAUAACAAGAAUCACCUGAUGCCACUGGAGCAUUCAUGACAAGUCUGGAUGGCACUCAGCCAGACCAGAUGAAAGAUGCUUAAGGAUCGCACAAUCAGUAAGACCUUCAGAGUAUGGUGCGACAGAGCUUAGUAGAUCCCACCACUAAUAGAAAAAUAAAUCGUAAUCAUUUCAAUAACACUGUUACAGGUGCUUAAGGCGCAGCAGCAUUUAGGCAUUCAAGUGAGCAGAAAUAUGAUAGCUAUAUCAAGUAAAGCAACCUUUCACAAUAUGGAGCUAAUGUCAUGAACUAAAAUCAGUAAAAGAGAUAAUUCCUAAGGAAGAGAUAGGGCAAUGGUGGCAGUCCCACAGAUCAAUCAUUUGUCAAUGAGAGUAGGAUCGGAAUGGAAGGGCCACUAAUCCCAAAGAAUUAAUUAGAAAUGCAUUAAAAUAACAGAGACAGAACGACUGUAAGAAUUAGAACUAAGAAUAAUCAAUAUCUAAUUAAUGAAGCUUCUUUUACCUAGCCUUUGUAUUCAGCCAAGAAUAAUCAAUAGUCCUUUAUGGAAAACUCCUAAUAAUCGCUUUAUGAAAGAGAGAGACUGUAAGCAGUCAUUGCUAAGUAUAAAGAAGACAAAAUUUAAAGGUAGAUUGAAAGAAUCGAGUAAGAGAGAAUGCAACUAGAACUUGAGAAGAAAUAUCAAAAGGAUUAAGAUAUUAAGAGAAGGUAGUACAUUGAAAAGCAGAAGUAGAAGCUGUAAGAAUAUCAGGAAGUGAAAAUGCAGCAAGAACAGGAGAAGAGCGAAUAUGAGAAAAUGGAAAGGAUGAGAUGGGAGUAAAGGGAGAGACUGAGAAGAGACUAUUUUGAAUCAUAGAAGAAAUAUAUAGUUGACUAUAGAGUUCAGAAGAGAAAGACUGAUGAACUCCUUAUGAUUCCAAGUCAGUAUCAAUCUAAGAAUUCUCAUUAUAACGCUUCAUAAGUCUAUUAUCAGCCUCUGACUAAUAAUGGAGGAAUAAUGACAAAAGCAGGAUAGUAAUUUAUCAGUAGUGGUCCACAGAAAUUGAAUAACCCCAAAAUCAAAAUUGGACCUGAUGGGCAGCCAUAUGAUGAUGAGGAUGAAUACUAUGGUGAAGUUUAUCCCUAGGUAUAAGGAGGCAAUCUAUUGGAUGCUUCAAAGCGAUAGAAUAACAAUUCUACGGGCAUUAUAGGACAAUAUGACAAACUGCCAUAAAAUUAAGAAAAUUAAGCAAACUUAUAAGUAGGUGGAGAUCCCAGCGGAGAUAAUACUUUGAAUGAGGGAUAAGAUGAAUAGAAGCCUUUGAUGAGUUCCAAAAAGGACUCUUUAGAUUUAAUAGGAGGCUAGAUAUUGCAGUGA
Molecule: messenger RNA, 1989 nt
Organism: Stylonychia lemnae
Lineage: Eukaryota; Ciliophora; Spirotrichea; Sporadotrichida; Oxytrichidae
Source: the annotation of a GenBank genome assembly